Messenger RNA from Cucurbita moschata (crookneck pumpkin), 882 nucleotides. Its product is annotated as glutathione S-transferase DHAR2-like. Gene Ontology annotation, molecular function: glutathione dehydrogenase (ascorbate) activity. Gene Ontology annotation, biological process: protein glutathionylation; cellular oxidant detoxification; ascorbate glutathione cycle. The record is from RefSeq and is a predicted model, not a curated record. The transcript has 6 exons. NCBI's taxonomy places the organism in Eukaryota, Viridiplantae, Streptophyta, Magnoliopsida, Cucurbitales, Cucurbitaceae. The coding region runs from base 77 to 718 and encodes 213 amino acids.
AUCUUUCUUAAAUUUCCCCGAAUACAGACCACAAAACUUCAAUUUGUACUCAAAUUCCUACCCCCUCGAUCAGAAAAUGGCCAUUGAAGUUGCUGUCAAGGCUGCCGUUGGUGCACUCAAUGUCAUCGGAGACUGUCCUUUCACUCAGAGGGUUCUCUUAACUUUGGAGGAGAAGAAAGUUCCUUACAUAUUGCAUCUCAUCAAUUUAUCCGAUAAACCCUGUUGGUUCUUGGGAGCUAGCCCAGAAGGGAAGGUGCCGGUGGCGAAGAUUGAUCGUCAAUGGGUUCCUGAUUCUGAUGUCAUUGUGAGGAUUCUUGAGGACAAGUUUCCAAACCCUUCUCUUCUUACUCCCCCUCAAUUUUCUUCUGUAGGAUCAAAAAUAGGCCCUGCUUUUGGGAAAUUCUUGAGGAGCAAGGACCCGAAUGAUUGUUCAGAGCAGGCUUUGCUUAGAGAGCUGAAGGCAUUGGACAAGCAUCUCAUGGCUUAUGGUCCUUAUGUCGCUGGAGCGAAGGUAAGUGCUGUUGAUUUGAGUCUGGCACCGAAGUUGUACCAUCUUGAUAUUGCUCUUGCCCAUUUCAAGAACUUUCAUGUCCCCCAAAACUUAGCCUGUUUAUCUGCAUACAAAAAGUUGCUUUUCGCUCGAGAAUCGUUCGUGAAGACGAAGGCUGCCCCGGAACAUGUAAUUCUGGGUUGGGAGGCCAAGGUGAAUGCUGCAUGAUCCUGAGUAUGGGACUGAUUGCCAGUUUCUUAUGCCGCCAAUAAAACUGUGUAUAUUCAUCAGUGCCCGUGUCUAGGAAUUGCUGUGUUUCUUCUUCUGUUCAUCCGUUUACUAAUGCUCACAUCUGUUUUUCUUAUAUGUUCCGUAGUGAUUGUUCUUGUCUA